Molecule: messenger RNA, 6474 nt
Organism: Salvelinus fontinalis (brook trout)
Lineage: Eukaryota; Metazoa; Chordata; Actinopteri; Salmoniformes; Salmonidae
Product: GRB10-interacting GYF protein 2-like
Exons: 28
Coding region: 1571-5638 (1355 amino acids)
Biological process (GO): insulin-like growth factor receptor signaling pathway
Cellular component (GO): membrane; proximal dendrite; perikaryon
Molecular function (GO): protein binding
Source: RefSeq, a predicted model, not a curated record
CACAGUUUUGCUAUAAAAUAAAGCUAAACUAUCGAAAUAAGUAUUCACGAUGCUAAAGAUCCCAGUUUCCGCGAUUUCAACGCGUUUAUGAGUGUUGUUAUACCAGCAUGUUUGCUUGGCCUUGAGGCUUCGGCCUCAAGUAUGUGGUGGCACUGCAUUCGAUUCGGAGCGAGAUGAGAAGUUUUUCAACGAGAACCUCUUGUAGCGGAAGGCUCGUAGGCCGGACGGAGGUUUGGGGGUUAAGCGUGAACUCGUGUCAGCUCACAAUACUUCUGUGCGAUUUUGUAACAGUAUGACUCUUUGUUUGUUUUCCUUUUGAGAAGCUUAGCAUUUUCUUAUAAAUUACUGAUCAGUGAUCGAUCGUUACUAAAAGUUUUGUAAAACAAAGUUCUCUAGUUAGUUAUGUCGACCAGUUAGCACAGGUUACUGUUCUAGUUAGCUAUAUAACAGCGUAUCAUUAGUUAUGGUUAAAUACAAUAGCUAUAACGUUAACUAUUAUGCUAUCAAUUUGAUUAACUAGCUAAUUAGCUGUCAUGCAGUUACUUAGCUUGCUUGCCAAACAGCUUGGUAGCACAGUUGCACAUUGUGGCUAGGCUAUGUUAAAUGUCAGAAGGUUAGCCAACAUUUGUUUAGUUGGCUAACGUUAGCUAUCUAACGUUUAACUUAUUUUAUAGCUAAUGUCUAUUGUCAUUAUAACGUUAAUUAACAUAUCUAGCUUGCUAACGUUAGCUAGUUUGUAUUGCCAACUCACUAGCUAGCAUCUAGGUAACUAAAGUUACGUAUGGGAAUGUGUGUGUCAGUCGGAUUAUCAAGCUAAUUAUGACCAGCCAUAUGGGAAGCUAACCUUAGUUAGCUACUAGCUAGCUACUGUAGCUCGUGUUGGAAUCAAUGAGGUAAACUUGUAUAUAAAUCAUUGUUUGGAAUAGAUAUAAAGUGUUUAUGCAAUUUAUUAAACUUAUUUAAGAAGUACAGUUUGUUGUUUGCCAGACAGCUAAUUUGUCAAGUUCCUUAUCUUAUAAUAACGUGAUACAAACAUAGACAUGCAUAUAGAAAUCAUUUGAGCUUGACAUUGAUAGUCAGACUACUUCGAAACCUAACUAGUCCAAAUAUUAGAUGGUUGAAACUUGAAUAUUUAAUAUGCAUUUAUAUCACUAACAAACUAAACCAUCCAUAGACGCUAACUACCUUCAGCCCUAUUGACUAUAAUAUAGUAUCUUCUGGUCAGGAUUUUUGUUAAGAGUCCCGACGCUCAUUAAGAACGUUAAAAACGCAUCACUUGCGUUACUGUUUUGGAAACCCAAAUCAAAUCUUUUAUAUCAGCAACAAAUAAUUUUCAACAAACAAAAGGUUCUAUUACUACACCGCUUUAUAGCGAUCGGGUUCCCACACGGCCAUAUUUCCAUGUUUACAGCGCUUGUUUACAGAAGACGGAGGCGUAACUGUUCUAAUUAGCCAUCUGCGUCUUGAACACCAGUGUGUAAACGGAAAAUGGACCCCACAAACGUGUUGUCACUGAAAAAUACUCAAGGCUGGUUUACCGGUUAAAACAGUGUACAAACUUCUAGGAAGAAUGGCAGAAACUCAGACACUCAACUUCGGACCAGAAUGGCUCCGGGCCCUGUCUGGUGGUGGCCAUGGGGGUGGUAGCAGCAGUUGCGUUGCCACCUCACCACCUCUCUCACCUGCAAUGCCAAAGUAUAAACUUGCAGACUACCGAUACGGGAGAGAAGAAAUGCUAGCACUUUAUGUUAAGGAAAGGGAGAUCCCUGUAGACCUACAUGAUAAGGAUUUUCUGCCCAUUUUACAAGAGGAGCCCCUGCCACCACUGGCACUUGUAGCUUUUACAGAGGAAGAGCAGAGAAAUUUUUCCAUGUCUGUAAACAGUGCAGCUGUGCUCAGGCUGAUGGGGAGAGGAGGGGGUCCGGUUGGGCCAGGGGCGCCGAGGGGUCGAAGUACCUCACGGGGUCGAGGUCGGGGUAGAGGAGACGGAGGGUUUUACCAAAGAAGUUUUGAUGACGUGGAAGGAGGCUUUGGACGCGGGGGCAGGGAGAUGCACCGCUCCCAGAGCUGGGAGGAAAGUCAUGCUGAGUCUAUUUUCUCACCAUCUAGGGGAGACCGAAGGUUUGAAAAGCCAGGUCGAAAAGAGCCAGAAGUUGCUCCUACCCACUUCCUGAUGAAUCAUAUCCGUGCUAACUACGAGGAGGUUGGGACCGGUGUGGGGGGCCUGCCAGUGAGGAAGCAUGACUUCACGCGUUCGGAGAGUGAGAACUGGCGCACGUCCCGGGAGGAAGUGAAUGGUGAGGAUGGUGAAGAGGGGGGCUGGCGCCUGGCUGGCACCUUGGCAUGUGCCUUGCGACGGGACAGCGAGCGGUGGUGCCCCCCGAGUCCAGACGGGACGCGGUCGGCAGGGUGGCGAGAGGCUCACCCGGGGGAGCAGCCGCGGCAGCGCAGGCUCCCUUUCGAUGCCAGAGAGGACGAGCGCGGCUACAGGCAUCCCCCGUCGGCCAGCGGCAGCCUGGAGGAGGAUGGUGGGGGCAGCCUGCCAGAGUGGUGUCUGGAGGAUGCUGAAGAGGAGACGGGCACCUUCGACUCCUCCGGAGCCUUCCUUUCGCUCAAGGUUCGAAAAGCUCCCAAGGAGCCCAUCCUGGAGGAGGCAGAGCUGGACUUCAGACCCCUGGAGGAAUGUGAUGAGGGUCUGGAGGAGGACGGACACCCCCGGGAGAACAAAGACACAGACGAAGAGGCCAGGAGAGAGCCCGACAGAAAACAGGAUGUGGGGAGAGCGAUAGAGGAGGCUGCUCACUCUCCACCUGAGCCCCUGCCCCCCAGCCAGCCCGACAGAGUGGAGGAUCCUGAGGGGCCGUUGGAGAAGCCACUUGAGCGACCCCCUGCCCCGGAACACAGGCCAGAGGCCAACAAAGUCCCCCUGCACACCCCCAUGUCCAAUACAAUGCUGGACUCCCUCCCCACCCCCCACACCGUUGCACACACUCUCACAGUGUCGGCCCCGUCGUACACCAUCCAGAUGCAGCAGAAGCCCCUGGAGGUUCCCGUGGCCAUGCCCGCCCCGCUGCCCUUCAGUGCAAGCCUCAUGCCCAAAUGCACGUCUAUCAUGGCCCCUAACAAUAUGGCCACCAGUACGGGCCUCAUGGCGCCCAUCGGAAGGCCCACGGCCAUGCCGCCACACCACACUAUGGAUGAAGAUGAGGGACUGAAGCACUUUGAACAGGAGGCAGAGAAGAUGGUGGCGUAUCUACAGGACGGUGAUGACCGGCUGGCUGCCAAGAGCUCAGCUACCAAACCAGCCGGCCUGCCGCUCACACACGAGGCUGCUCUGAAGUGGUUUUAUAAAGACCCCCAGGGAGAGAUACAGGGUCCGUUCAGUAACCCGGAGAUGACAGAGUGGUUCCAGGCGGGCUACUUCACCAUGACCCUGCUGGUGAAGAGAGGCUGUGACGAGGUCUUCCAGCCCCUGGGUGAGAUCAUCAAGAUGUGGGGCAGGGUGCCCUUCGCCCCCGGCCCAGCACCGCCACCCCUACUGGGUGAUGCCGGGGACCAGGAGCGUCUGAAGCGACAGCAGGAGCUGACGGCCCUCAACCUUUACCAGCUGCAGCAGCUGCAGUACCAGUACCUUUUGAGGCAGCAGUACGCCCAAGCCCUGGCCCAGCAGAAAGCCCAGGCCCUCAGCUCAGCACCACACCAGCAGCAGCAGCAACAGCAGCAGCAGAUCAACCUGCUCCUCCAGCAAUACCAGGCCCUCAAGAUGAGGUCAGCAGAAAACACAACAUCUGAGUCUCUCUUACCUCCUGUGACUCGGUCCAUGUCCGUACCAGAAUCCCAGGGUUCUGUGUGGGAAAUGCAGAACACCUCUCAGGCCUCCUGCACAUCAAACAUCCAGCAACCCACACCCAGUGCGUGGGAGGGCAGCAGUGUGUGGGAUCUGCCCAUAGACUCCAUGGCCCAGGCCCCCACCAUAGAACAGAUGCAAAACCUGGAGAAGAAUAAGGCUGCCAAGCUGGAGCUGGAGCGGGGUGAGGCAGAGCUGGGUGCCAAGAGGGAGGAGGAGGAACACAAACGCCUGGAGGAGGAGCAGCUAGCACGUCAGAAACAGGAGGAGGCAUUGAAGAGGCAGCGGAAGCAGCAGCAGGAGGAGGCGCAGCGCCAACAGAAAGAGGAGGAAGAGGAACGGCAUGCGCAGGAGGAGGCCCUCCGCAGACUGGAGGAGGGGAGGAGGAGGGAGGAGGAGGAGGAAGAGGAGAGGAAGCAAAGGGAAGAGUUCCUCCGCAAACAGGAGGAGGAGCACCGAAAGCAGGAGGAGCUGGAGGCCCUGAGGAGGCAUGAGGAAGAGAAGCGGCAACAGGAGGAGGCGGCUGCGGUGGCUUUGGUACGGCAACAGCAGGAGGAGGCGAAAAGGAGAGAGCAGGAGCUAGCCAGACAGAGGCAGCAGCAGCAGGAGGCGCUCCGCCGACUACAGCAGCAACAGCAGCUAGCCCAGAUGAAGCUGCCGUCUUCCUCUAAGUGGGGCCAGCAGUCAGCAGUCACGGCAGCAGCCAUCUCUCAGUCCCAGAACGCUCUGUCGCUCGCUGAGAUCCAGAAAGUGGAAGAGGAGAGAGAACGACAGGCACGAGAGGAGCAGCGGCGCCAGCAGGCGGAGCACCUGAAGCUCCUGCAGCAGCAGGCCCUGCAGGAGGCCCGGAAUCCCCAGGCCAAGCUCUCUGGCUGGGGCAGCGUGGCCAAGCAGCCGGCCACCACGAAGUCCCUGCUGGAGAUCCAGAGAGAAGAGGCCCAGCAGGUGAAGCAGAGGAAGGAGCAGGGGGGUGGGGGCCAGCAGCCCAGUCACCCCACAGUCACCCAGCAGAACCGUGCCCAGAACAAAGCUACCACCGCUCUGAGCCCCUCGGUGUGGGGCUCGGUGGCCACCAGUGGCGGGGCUCCUAACUGGGGCGGUGACAGCAGCAUCUGGGGCGACAGCACCAACUCCAACAUGGGCUUCUGGGACGAGGACGUGGCCCAGGCCCCACCCCCCGCCAGGAAGCCCAAUGCUCAGAAGAACAACAAGGGCAACGCCAACCUCAGCAGUCGGGCCAAUAAGAAGGUGGAGGAGGAGGAGAAGCUGCUGAAGUUGUUCCAGGGGGUUAAUAAGAGACAGCAGGAUGCCUUCAUGCAGUGGUGUGAGAAGACCCUGCACACCCUCAACACUGCCAACAACCUGGACGUCCCGACAUUUGCAUCCUUCCUGAAGGAGGUGGACAGUCCGUACGAGGUGCACGACUACGUGCGCGCCUACCUUGGGGACACGUCCGAGGCCAAGGAGUUUGCCAAACAGUUCCUGGAGCGCCGUGCCAAGCAGAAUGCCAACCAACAGAAAGCGCCCCCGGCACCGCAGAACCAGCAGCCAACACUAAAACAGCAACAGCAGGAUUCAAUGUGGGGUGUGAGCGGAACAGGCUCUCCGUCUCUGUACCAGUCAAACCACACCAGCCUCCAGCAGCAGGCACGCUUCGAGACCGUCACCUCAGGGAAGAAGAAGAAAAAGCAGAAGAUGGUCCGGGCAGACCCCAGCCUGCUAGGUUUUUCUGUGAACGCGGCGUCUGAGAGGUUGAACAUGGGCGAGAUCGAGACGGUGGAGGACUUUUAAAGGGACUGCUCUGCUGCCAACCCCACUGACCAUAUCGUUCUGAACAGCUGCCAUUGUACCCCCUACAACCACCACCUUCACACCCCAAUCCCCCUUUCCUUUUGUGAACAGCAUCCUCUUUCCGUUCUGUUUGUACUUUAAUUUAACAUUUGUCAUUGGAAGCUGGGGACGCUUGCCAGUGCUAGAGGACCCCUCAAAAAACAUCCCAAAUGAGUAUUUUGCCCUAUGUGAGACAGGGAGAAGGCUAACGAAGCAGCCAAACAAUCAAACAGAACCAUAAAAACCAACCAAGCAUUGAAUCGAGCAACAAAUCAAUCAAUGCAAAGGCCUAACCUGACUUCUCCCAAAGAAGAGAGCUGAGGGGAGGACAUGGAUGUCUCCCUGUCUAUGGUUGGCUGUUCAGUCCCCUCCUAGUAUCUUGUCUGAAAGUAUGCAAAAGAGAGACGUUACCUGAUGCAAUCUUCUCCCCAUGAAAUUGAACGCAUUUGGGGGGGGGGGGGAUAGAAUACUUUUUUCUGUUUUGUUAUUUUUAUUUAUUGAAUGUUUUUCUCCCCCCUCUUCUCCUCCCUUCACUCCUGUUUUCUGCCUGUUUGUGGAUGGUGGUGGUAUUGUAGGAGCCAAGGAUGUGUGUGCCCAUUGAUGUCCUGUUUUAAGGACAUGUUCGAGAGUUCCAAGUAGUUAUCCAUUUCUUGUAAAAUACUAGGCUGUUUAAAGAAUAACCUUUCAAUUCUGCAUCUGUAUUAUAAUAUAUGAAAAUGAUGAACUACUGGAGUCAUACUUUUCUAUUGCGGUAUGAAAUAAAACAGUCUCUUGUGUGGGCUGUUCACACCUCUGAA